Drosophila novamexicana is the source of this 789-nucleotide messenger RNA. RefSeq names its product protein cutoff. Gene Ontology annotation, cellular component: nucleus; cytosol. Gene Ontology annotation, biological process: nuclear-transcribed mRNA catabolic process; NAD-cap decapping. The record is from RefSeq and is a predicted model, not a curated record. The transcript has 4 exons. NCBI's taxonomy places the organism in Eukaryota, Metazoa, Arthropoda, Insecta, Diptera, Drosophilidae. The coding region runs from base 1 to 789 and encodes 262 amino acids.
AUGUGCGCACCGUAUGAAUACAAGAAUAAUUGGACAAUUGCCGUAAGCAAGUAUCGCAACACCAUAUACAUAUGUCCAGUGCCCGAUUCGGAAAGACCACAAUCGUUCUUUGAUCCCGAGCAUUUAAAGAAACUAAUGAUGGACCAUUGGAUGACAAAACUGCGGCAGCGCUGUCUGGUAGCAAUGGAUGACGACAUUGUCCAGCCUGGUUCUUAUCAGCAGAAGAAGCUGGAUGGACAAUACUAUUGUGUGUUUAGUAUGGAUAUAUGUGGCUUACAUGUGCUUUUCGAUGCACCCAUUUUGGCUGAGCAUUGUCCAAAUCCAUUCAUUGGAUUGUCCAAAACGUUUGUGGAUUUAAGGAUGCGCCUGGAUACGAUGAGCCGUGCCGAAUGGUCAGCCCAUAAUCGCAACGAAGUUCUCAAAUGGUGGGUCGAAUCCUUUCUAGUUGGCAUUGAGAAGGUUUACAUUGCUUACCAUGAUAAGGAAGGCUACGUGCAAAAGAUUAAACACACAAUGGUUCGCGAGCUGUGGCGGGAGUGCGAUAACGAUUGGUCGCCAAAUAUAUGUGGCAAUUUUCUGCGACGUUUUCUAGGCUCAAUCCAGUUGCUGUUGGCAAAGGUGGACAGCGCCAGCACGGUUUAUCUGUUGGAAUACGAUUCAAAGAAUGGAAAUAUCACCUACAAAUACUGUAAGGAGCGUAAUGAACAUUCGUUUAUACCCGACUGGUUUCGGAUUCUGAUGGAGGAACACAUGGACCAUCUGAAUGCACAAGUUCGAUAUAAAAUUUAA